ACAUUGUUAGCGGCCAAACUUCAGAAUCUCUAGCCUUGUACAGAAUGUACACUGUAAACUGUACAGUACAUCAGGAUAUCAAGAGAACAUGUCGAUUGAGAUCGAGUCAGCUGAUGUUGUCAGAUUAAUCCAGCAGUAUUUGAAGGAGUCUAAUCUAACAAGGACCCUACAGGUUGUUAUUGAGCUGAUUGAGCUACGUGAGCUAGGAGCUGCAAGAUCACUGCUCCGUCAAACAGAUCCGAUGAUUGUUAUGAAGCAGAGUGAACCGGAGAGAUAUCUGCAUUUAGAGAAUCUAUUGGCUCGUUCCUAUUUUGACCCUCGCGAGGCGUAUCCUGAGGGAGGAAGUAAAGAGAAGAGGAGAGCGGCUAUUGCUCAAUCACUCGCUGGAGAGGUGAGUGUUGUCCCACCUAGUCGUCUUCUCGCCCUGCUGGGCCAAGCUCUCAAGUGGCAACAACACCAGGGUCUUCUUCCCCCCGGUACACAGAUUGAUUUGUUCCGUGGUAAGGCCGCCAUGAGGGAACAGGAGGAUGAGAAGUAUCCAACACAGCUCUCUAAACAGAUAAAGUUUGGAAGUAAAUCUCACAUUGAGUCCGCAGCAUUCAGUCCUGACGGUCAAUAUCUGAUCUCUGGGUCUGUCGAUGGAUUUAUUGAGGUUUGGAACUUUACAACUGGUAAAAUGCGUAAGGACUUAAAGUACCAGGCCAACGAUAACUUUAUGCUCAUGGAGGAUGCCGUCCUUGCCUUGGGUUUUAGCAGAGACAGCGAGAUGCUGGCUUCGGGAAGUGAGGGUGGACAGCUAACGGUUUGGAGGAUUAGCACCGGACAGAUGCUUAGAAAGUUUGAGAAAGCGCACAGCAAAGGAAUAACUAGCGUACAGUUCAGCAAGGACAACUCACAGCUGGUAUCUGCUAGUUUUGAUAUGACAAUUCAUAUUCAUGGUCUCAAGUCAGGGAAAACAUUGAAGGAAUUUCGAGGUCACACAUCCUACGUCAACUGCGUCACGUUCUCCCCUGACGGUCACCAGCUAAUCAGUGCGUCAUCUGAUGGUACUGUCAAGGUUUGGAACAUCAAGUCUACAGAGUGCGUCAAUACCUUCAAAUCUUUAGGUGGCGCUACCGGCGGAGAUGUUCAUAUUAACAGUGUUCAUCCUCUACCAAGAAACCAGGAUCAGAUGGUCGUCUGUAACAGAACAAACACUGUCGUCAUUAUGAACAUGCAGGGUCAGAUUGUGAGAUCAUUUACAUCUGGUAAAAGGGAGGGAGGAGAUUUUAUUUGCUGCACUCUCUCUCCUAGGGGAGAAUGGAUCUAUUGUGUGGGUGAGGAUUAUAUACUAUACUGCUUCUCAUCUGUAACUGGAAAAUUAGAAAGAACACUCAACGUGCAUGAGAAGGAUGUUAUUGGGUUGACCCAUCACCCUCACCAGAACCUGCUGGCUACAUACUCAGAGGAUGGUUUACUCAGAAUAUGGAAACCUUAGAUGUGUUUCAUGCAACCUCAAACUGCCAGCGACUGUC
Molecule: messenger RNA, 1514 nt
Organism: Eurytemora carolleeae
Lineage: Eukaryota; Metazoa; Arthropoda; Copepoda; Calanoida; Temoridae
Gene: Smu1
Product: WD40 repeat-containing protein SMU1
Biological process (GO): mRNA splicing, via spliceosome
Cellular component (GO): precatalytic spliceosome
Molecular function (GO): protein binding
Source: RefSeq, a predicted model, not a curated record